CUCAUUGAUGAUAAGGCUUUAAUUAAGAAAUAUCCAAAAAUUUGUUCUAAUGAUAAUUUGUGUUCAUUGAAAUCAACGUCCCAAAUGUUAAAAUCGGUUCUAGUAAGUUCAGUUUCAUUUGGUGGUCGUAAUCGAACAGUAACUUUGACGUUUUCUCGAGCAGUUGCUGUUGCAGUCAAAGGAGCAACUAAAUCAAAAUGUGCAGCACCUAAACAAAAAUAUCUUGAGGCAACUUCAAGUAGUGAUGCUUUGAAAACAAUAUUUGCGUCAUUAGAACAUCGUUUACGAGAAAAUUCUUGGACGUUUAUAAAUUUUUCUUCUGAUAUUGGAAAUGAACAAACCUUACGUUUUGAUAAUCAAUUCAUCGAUAAUAAUAAUUCGUUAGGAAGACAUAACACUAUUAUCUCUACUACUGCCACUACAGCUACAAAUCCAUUCUUAAACACACAAAAUCCAUUGGUUUUACAACAACAACAUCAUUCUCCUAUUAUUAAUCAACAACAAUUAAUUUUAAAUCAUAUCUCUGUAACUCCGUCAUCAUUAUCACCUGCUACAUCUGAUACAAAUCCAUUCCGUGCUUCAAUCGCACCAACAAAAUUUACUAGUUUCACCUAA
Molecule: messenger RNA, 615 nt
Organism: Entrophospora sp. SA101
Lineage: Eukaryota; Fungi; Glomeromycota; Glomeromycetes; Entrophosporales; Entrophosporaceae
Source: the annotation of a GenBank genome assembly